Molecule: messenger RNA, 2540 nt
Organism: Botrytis cinerea B05.10
Lineage: Eukaryota; Fungi; Ascomycota; Leotiomycetes; Helotiales; Sclerotiniaceae
Gene: Bcmfs1
Product: Bcmfs1
Exons: 5
Coding region: 684-2414 (576 amino acids)
Biological process (GO): transmembrane transport
Molecular function (GO): transmembrane transporter activity
Source: RefSeq, a predicted model, not a curated record
GACCGCUAUCUCCGCCGAAUCUGAUUAUUUGCUCAUCGUUCUCUCCUACGGCGUUUCGGCGGAAACUUGACCAUGACAUAAAACUUAUCAGAUAAUAUCCUACUCAUUGCAUUAUCAUUUCCCUUUUGAUACCCAGAUAUGCACAAGCAUGCUGACUAGACGUAGAGCAAAUGAGGGUUCUUUGACAAGAGCUGUAUCAAGUUGAGGUCUGACAGAUGUAAGCGCUUGAAACUUGGCCCAAUGGGCAAGCGUUUGUUGGGUGUGGAAUGCAAUUUCGAAUGUUCUACAAGAUACUGCAGCGGUCUUGAUAAGUUUUCGUUAAAGUUUCGUCGUGAUUCAUCGGCGGGGGUAUUGCAGAAUAUGUCAGCGCAUAUACCGACUAUCCUACGUGAUUGGGGUGGGAUUUAAGCCGUCUCCGUUACACUAAUUCCGCAAGGCGGUCGUUGAAAGGGGGGGAUAAGCUCCAAUACCCGAGUGUGAGUGAGUCUGGGCGAGAUGAGAUGGCUUUGUAUAAAGGGAUCCCGUGUUUGCUAUUAUGAAAGAAGUCAAUUUUGAGGAUUAACCGGGUUGCCUUUUAUACUUUCUCAUUACUUCUUCAAAUUUUGAUUGCCAUUGCUCUGCGGCUGCGUAUGGUACUGUUGUGUAUUAUACUUUGAUAAAAACAAUACAACACAGAGAUAUCGAUGUCUCAAGACGGCCAAACAAAGAUGGGAACCUCAAGGCCAACGACAUUAGUCUCUGAUACCGAAUUUGAAAAGAGUACUGCACCUUCGAUUAGCAAUUCGAUAUCGAGAGAUAAAAAGAACAGCACAGAUGGUGCAGAUUUAGAAAGUGGAGAGGUAAAGAACAAUGGCCAGGGGGAAGAUGGUGUGGAGUAUCCAAAUGCUCUCGCAAUGGUGAUGAUAGUGAUUGCUUUAUCACUCAGUAUCUUUCUUGUCUCUCUGGACAUGACGAUUGUGGCUACAGCAAUUCCAAAAAUCACCGACCAGUUCCACGGCUUAGACCUUGUCGGCUGGUAUGGUUCUGCAUUUUUUCUCACAGUCGGUUCCUUUCAAUCAACAUGGGGAAAGGCCUACAAAUAUUUUCCACUAAAGAUAACCUUCCUCACUGCCAUAUUCAUCUUCGAACUCGGGAGUUUGAUUUGCGGUGUCGCUCCAAAUAGUACCGCGUUGAUAGUAGGCCGAGCCAUUGCUGGACUUGGUGGCGCUGGAAUUGCCUCGGGAGCAUAUACAAUCAUAGCAUUCGCAGCACCUCCAUCCCAGCGCGCAGCUUAUACAGGUAUUUUAGGUGCAUCUUAUGGAGUGGCAUCUGUAGUAGGGCCACUUCUUGGAGGUGUCUUUGCAGAUAAGUUGACAUGGCGUUGGUGUUUCUACAUUAAUUUGCCAAUUGGUGGACUCGCAGGGGCUAUCAUCUUAUUUUUGUUUACUACACCUAAAAAUGCAGUACCAACUCCUGCCACCCUUAAGGAGAAAAUCCUACAAAUGGAUUUCCCUGGAACAUUUACAAUCAUGGCCAGUCUCGUCUGUUUCUUCCUGGCUCUUCAAUGGGGUGGCCAGACGAAAGCCUGGAAAUCUGCCGAUGUCAUCGGUACUCUCGUCGGUUUCGUUCUUCUCCUCACCCUCUUUAUUGUAAUCCAAUAUUUCCAAGGCGAGCGUGGAAUCAUUGUCGGUCGUUUGUUGAAAGAGCGUACAGUCUCUAUAGGAAUGGUAUAUGUAUUCUUUCUCUGCGGUGGAUGGUUCCUUUUACUGUACUAUCUACCCUAUUACUUCCAAGUCGUCUCUGGAGUUUCGGCUUCUCAAUCUGGUGUGCGAAAUCUGCCUAUGAUUAUCGGUACUACUAUCGCAACCAUUGUUUCUGGAGGAUUGAUAUCUGCAUUUGGCUAUUUCGUUCCAUUCAUGAUUAUCGGCGCAGCCGGCGCAACAAUAGGUUGCGGGCUCCUCUACACACUCGGCAUCGAUUCCAGCUCCGCACAAUGGAUAGGCUACCAAGCUCUCGCGGGUCUCUCCACCGGAUUCGUUUUCCAAAUCCCCGUCAUCUCGGCCCAAGCCACCGUGUCCCAAGCCGAUCUCUCUUCCGCGACAGCCAUGGUGUUGUUCCUCCAAACCAUCGGUGGUGCAUUCUUCAUCUCCAUCGCCGAAGCCGCAUUCGCAAACCGUAUCUUGCACGUUCUUCCGCACUACGCACCUUCGGUAUCUCCAGCCCGAGUCUUAUCGGUAGGGGUUAGCGAAUUGAGAAAUGUGUUUGGAAAAGAGGGAGAGUUGAUCGAGGGCAUCAUAGAGAGUUAUUUACAGGGACUAAAAGUUACAUAUGCGCUAGCGAUUACCUGUUGCGGAAUCGCAAUGUUUGUGGCUUUGGGAAGUCACUGGCCGUGGAAGAAUUUGAAAGGAAAAGCAUCGAUGGGUGGUGCUGCCUAGUUUGGGAGUUUGCGAGUAGAUUGCUGGCAGGGGAGUACUUUACUUACGAAAGGGAAUUCAUAUGGGGUUAAUAGACGAAUUUAUGACGAGGACUGGGAAAUAUAGAAUUGGAGAUCGACUUGGACA